AUGGCUGCUCCUCAAGACUCUGUCGCGACCUUCAAGCUGGUCCUUGUCGGUGAUGGCGGUACUGGAAAGACCACCUUCGUCAAGCGCCACUUGACUGGUGAGUUCGAGAAGAAGUACAUGGCCACCCUCGGUGUCGAGGUGCACCCUCUUGGCUUCUCCACCAACGUCGGCCAGAUCACCUUCGAUGUCUGGGACACCGCCGGCCAGGAGAAGUUCGGUGGUCUCCGUGACGGUUACUACAUCAACGGCCAGUGCGGUAUCAUCAUGUUCGACGUCACUUCCCGUAUCACCUACAAGAACGUCCCCAACUGGCACCGUGACCUCGUCCGUGUUUGCGAGAACAUCCCCAUUGUUCUCUGCGGUAACAAGGUCGAUGUGAAGGAGCGCAAGGUCAAGGCCAAGACCAUCACCUUCCACCGCAAGAAGAACCUGCAGUACUACGAUAUCUCGGCCAAGUCCAACUACAACUUCGAGAAGCCCUUCCUCUGGCUCGCCCGCAAGUUGGCUGGCAACGCCCAGCUGGAAUUCGUCGCUGCUCCCGCCCUCGCCCCUCCCACCGCCCAGGUCGACACUGAGCUCCUCAAGACGUACGAGGAGGAGAUGAAGGCCGCCGCCAACAUGCCCCUGCCCGGUGAGGAGGAGGAUGACGACUUGUAA
Neoarthrinium moseri is the source of this 657-nucleotide messenger RNA. RefSeq lists its product as uncharacterized. Bases 1 to 657 code for a protein of 218 amino acids. The record is from RefSeq and is a predicted model, not a curated record. Gene Ontology annotation, molecular function: GTP binding; GTPase activity. Gene Ontology annotation, biological process: protein import into nucleus; ribosomal subunit export from nucleus. The transcript has 4 exons. Gene Ontology annotation, cellular component: cytoplasm; nucleus. Lineage: Eukaryota; Fungi; Ascomycota; Sordariomycetes; Amphisphaeriales; Apiosporaceae.